GAUAAACUUCAGCGCGAGUCUGAGCCGAGUCUGUCCACGACACGACACAUAACGCAUCUGAUCGCCCUGCUCCCCGUCCCCGUCCCAAAUCAACAAGUUUUCGGCAUCCCGUUGUGCUUCCCGUCCGUGCCAGCUUUGACUUCGACCUACCUAAUCCAACUUCUUCGAACCGUCGAGUAUUGUUUCCCCCCUCCCAUUACAGCGCCCGCCAAUUCCUCAUAUAACCGCACCCACUAUCCGCCCGCAUUUCCUCUCCCCACACAAGGGAAAGUGACAUCGGACUACAGCAUCUACCGGCCCAGACUUUUGCCGCGAUCGCAUGCUCGAACAGUAAGGGGCAGCGCGCCUCUAUGCACCCCUUUUCUGUUCUUACACUCGGCAUCUUCGUAGCUGGGUAUAUCACCGCCCGAUGGGACCUCGUCACUCGCCUAUAUGAGCUUGCCAUAUUUGCUUGGAACUACGGAGUGGUGACUCGGGCCGCCAAGGGCUUCGGCGUGUUAAGCCUUGUGUUUCUCAUCGUCUUUAUUCCUGUGCAACGUCUUGCUACUUUGGAGUCGAACCUGCAUCCGCGAUCGCCAGGAUCAGAGGAUGAUGGCUUGAUGCGCGUGUUCUGGCCCACAGACCUUCCGCGAUCCGACUGUAACGGCGUCGUGGUCGGCUGGAGGAACUCGGCCUUGGAUGUUCUCGUGGUGGCAGUACUGGAGGAGGUUGAGCCUCGACGUGUUGAAAGCGCGUUAAAGCUCGGUAACCUUCUCCGUAACGCCCCUCACCCAGUCAGCCGCAUCUACGAACAAUGCGGCAAAUCGUCCAUAAGCGUCUUGGGCGUCUCAAACACUCCAGACACCGUCGAGGUCGACUCAUCAUGGAUCCGGGUUACGAUAGCGCCUAAACAGCGUGUGCCUUCUGUCACCUGUGCUCGAGCGUCUAGCAUCCAGAUUAUCCUUUUCGAGCGGCCUCUGCCAGGACGAAUGCAGUACAUGUCACUUAAUCCGAUUGCCUUGGCACUGGGAGACAAACACGAUGGAUUUAAGCAAGAUUUCGCCGACAGUGGGGAGGAGGACGACGAGAAGCGGGAGCGUUUGAGCAAGGAAACGAAGCGAAAACUGGUCGAGAAGCUCAAACAACAUUCGGUGAUAAAGCGAAUUCCGUCGCCCAAAGAACGAGCGCUUGCGACAAUAGUCAACCAAAUCAAUUGGGCAUGGGAGCUCGAAAAGCUACUACAGCAGAAUGUCUCACGCAUCGGGACUCGUCCUAAGAGGGCUUUGAGCGUGUCAGAACGGGUGGUCGAGUCGGCAACCACAGCUCGCGACAUGGUCUUGGUAUGGCUUUGGGAGUUGAUCACCAUUUACGUGCUGCCCGUCAUCAAGAAGGUAUUUGUGCUAGGCUUGAUGGCUCACAGGGUGGUCGCCGAGAUGUUAUUGCGCAUACUGGAGUGGCGGCUUCGGCCCAGAUAUGCAGCUUUGAAAGACAUAUCUGCGACGGCUCAGCAAGUUGAGAUUCGUCUCCAACAGUUUUGCUACUGGCCAAUGCAGUAUGUCACGCUUCGGAUGAGGAAGAACGACUGGGCGAGUGUAACAACGAGUCAUCCAGACUACAUUCGGUUUUACAACAGUCUUUGGCUUGUUGCCAAUGAUGUUAUCAUCGGUAUGGCGUUUGGUUCAUACAUCAUUGAAAAUGCUGGCUGGGUGGCCGACGAGAUCAGCCGCCUGCUCACCACUUAUACCGUCGAAGCAUUGCAGAGCAGCAUUUCCUGGCUCAUGGGCUGGCCGGCAGGCUUGAAGCUAAACACCGAACUAGCGGCGUUCCUUGGUGAUCUGUUCUUGUGGGUUAUUGAAUACUGGGCGAGCUGUAUCGAGACAAUUCGGCCCAUGCUGCCACGUAUUGUGUUGAUUAUCGGCUUCUCCAGUUUUGCGGGGGCAAGCAUGCCUCUUGCCCUAUUCUCGGAUCUCCUUUCCAUACUCACGAUUCACAUAUACUCCUUCUACCUCGCCUCGGCCAGGAUAUUUCACUGGCAGUUGAAUAUCCUCCAGUCGCUUUUUCACCUCUUUCGUGGCAAGAAGCACAACGUCCUUCGAAACCGCAUCGACUCGUGCGACUAUGGCCUCGAUCAGCUCCUUGUUGGGACUAUUCUCUUCACGGUCCUGUUUUUCCUUUUGCCCACCGUGGUGGUAUUUUACUUGAACUUUGCGAUUGCACGCAUGGCCAUCAUCCUGUUCAAGGCUUGCUUCGAUACCGCACUCUCUUGUCUAAACCACUUUCCACUUUUUGCAUUGAUGUUACGGGUCAAAGACCCCAAAAGACUUCCAGGCGGCAUUCGAUUCGAGCUUCGCGACACCCAGGAUUUUGGAGCCACCUCUAAUGAUAAUAUUCCCCUGCGUCAACACCCCUCGACCUCUGUCAUAUCUCUUCAGUCUAUCCCUCUGGAUUUCAAGUCCAUGUUCUACCAAUACUUCCAGAUGGGCAACCGGAUCCGGAAGCACUACCUUUCGCCCCGCGUGGCCCUCUGUUUGCUGACGGGCAAGUUCGUCCCGCCGCUCAACAGGAGGAACCUGUACAGUCUUCAGUACAGCAUGUUGCCCGCCAAGAGAGCUGGGGUGAUGGAGAUGUGGGAUGCCGUGAACUCGUUGCCGGCGUCCAAGAGGAAGUCGAUGCCUAUACAGGUGCCUAUCUUGGCGAGCGGGAGGAGGUUUCCGAGCAAUUAUGGCGGAGGGAGGUCACGCAGUUAUGGAUAGCGAUUCGAUAGAAGGCGUGUGUACUUUGUAAUUUUGACUUGUAAAUAUUGGUCCUUAUUGGAUGCGUAAUGUCAUUUUCAAUUGCUAGCGA
Neurospora hispaniola is the source of this 2823-nucleotide messenger RNA. Its product is annotated as Gpi1-domain-containing protein. Lineage: Eukaryota; Fungi; Ascomycota; Sordariomycetes; Sordariales; Sordariaceae. The record is from RefSeq and is a predicted model, not a curated record. Gene Ontology annotation, biological process: GPI anchor biosynthetic process. Gene Ontology annotation, cellular component: membrane; endoplasmic reticulum. Bases 351 to 2732 code for a protein of 793 amino acids. The transcript has 8 exons.